AUGUUCGGGUCAGCUUCGUUCACACCGGACGUCUCUGUCGCUGCGGGCGGAUCAAGUGGCGCGGACGAAUCCACUAGCCGGGCCCGGACAACUUCGACCGCCUCUUCAAAAAAGACUAGGGCUCUAUCAAUACUUUCCUCCGUCUCCACACGCAUCUCGUCGUCCCUCAACGGAGUCUCUCGUCGUGCUUCCAUGAACUCGGGAACGCGGGCCAGUAAAGCAGUCACUCGGCGAUCUCAUCAACCCGCGUCUGGCAAGGAGAACAUUCGGAAUCAAUCGGACGCUUUAGGUAGGGUGAUAUUAUCGUCGCUUAUCCGGUCUACGCUGAGCCGAAUUUCGAUGCUGAUUGGGUGUGAACAUCCUGGGGAUUAGCCGUCGUCAAGCCCAAGGAGCAAAAUCUGCACGGUGACUUGCCACAUCGAACAGAAGCGCUCGACGACUAUCGCGAACGGUCAGCUAGCUUCUCGAGGUCAUCUCCUGAACUGCGUUCCAUCUUCAAUCCCUCUUUACAACAGCUCUGCGAGGUGACCGUCUCCCCGUUUCCGAUCAAAGCCCCUACUAGCUGCGCACAAACAUCCGUCUCGUCCAAAGCAUCUACGAGCUCAGCCCUAGCCGGCACGUCACUGCACUCGCGUUUCUCACUCGAUAUUUCGGAUUCGUCGCCAGCAACCUCGGCUGACGCACAUCGCGAUGUAGCUGUUGCCGAAGCGCUUGCCAAGCUGACAGCUGCACCGCAAGACACCGCAGCGUCGGCGCAUCGUCUCGCCCAUCGAUACACACGCUCGAUCUCCGAUGCUGAGAUUAACUCUCUGCGAUCCAAUUCCGUGGAUCAACUUAAGGCCGGCUCGUGGCAAAGCUCGACAGCUUCGGCAAGUCCUUCGGCGAUCAUCGCCUUUGAGAUCAAUGCGCGCGGUCGUCAGUUGAGGCCCAAGAGCAUCCCACCCCCGAGCGCGAGUGCUGGUGGACCCAAAAGCUCGCUUGAAGUGCCGGUUUCGCGAUUCACCGAAGACUUCACAAGGGCCAGUCAACCAUCCCUCGAGAGUAGGAAUGACUCACGCGGACCUUCCGUCACGUUCAGCGACCGACCACGACUCUCUGCUGCCAGUGGCGAUAAGGACCGAGGCACUCCCGGACCCCACCCGCUGUACAGCCUUCGACGUGGGGCAGAAUCGGCGGUCGACUUUUUAAGCGUUGUUGAAGAAGACGACGCAACGAACAUCCAUCCUCAGCUGCAUUCCGAUGCUCGCAGCAAUCGAAGAUCCUCAAAACGGCUGAGCUCGGAGGCGGCCUACGCUUCGUCGAGCCUGGAGGCGCUUUCCAGAAAUGUCCUCGCUGGCGCCGUUUAUCCUGGCCGCCGCUCGUUCGACGAGGCGACUGCAGUGAGACCAUCGUUUGCGAUGUAUCGUUCACUCUCAGCCAGCUCCAUCGACGAAAGCAUACAAGAAGACGAUGACUCCUCCUCACACUCCGCACCCAACAUUACCUCGGUUCAUCAUCUCGGAGGGCGGGUCGGUAUCCCACGCGGCGUGUCAUUAUCGAAGCUCCAGCCCCUGACCGCACCAACUCAAGGCGUAUGCGCUCAAGCGAGCAAUACCUCACCGGUUCGACCACGUCAACACCAGCGCUGGAGAUCGGAGGUGGUACUGGAAAAGGUGGACGGGAACUCUCUGAACCCACACUGGAGCCGAGGCAGCACCCUCUCGAGUGAGGGGAGUCUUGCAGCCGCCUCGACUCGCUUCAGCAGCGACGAAUCGAUGGACGGCAGACCGACGCGCAUCGCUCGGACCAAACUCGUGCUCCGCGAGAACGGUCGUCCUGCCCUGACUUAUGUAGGAAAAUUGCUAUCGCGGUCCUAUACUCUCGAUGAAGCUGACCACACUCCCUCCUUUCAUCAGCAAUUGGGCGAAUGUAUUGGAAAGGGUCAGUUCGGCAGCGUGUAUCGAGCGUUGAAUCUUAACUCGGGACGGGUCGUCGCGGUAAAACGAAUUUCGCUGGCGGGAAAGACGGACGAGGAGAUUGAGCAACUCUCGAGCGAAGUUGCAGUGCUCCAGCGGCUCGAGCAUCCGAGCGUCGUCAAAUACGAAGGCUUGGUGAAGACCGAGCAUUAUUUGAACCUCGUACUGGAAUACGUCGAGAAUGGAUCGCUGCAGAAAACGAUCAAGCACUUUGGCGAGCUACCCGAGCCGCUGGUAGCGAGUUACGUCGUCAAGAUUCUCGCGGGGCUCGAAUACCUGCAUUCGAUGCAUGUCGUGCAUUGUGAUCUGAAAGGUGGGAGUCGUGGACGGGAUCCUGGUCGGAGAUGAUUGUGCUGACCUCGGAGAGUCACGUCAUUCGCCUUCCAGCUGCCAACAUCCUGAGUACCAAACACGGCAACAUCAAGUUAUCGGACUUCGGAACGAGUCUGGUCACGACGACCAUGCGUAAAGAUGACCACGAAGCGUAUGGAACCCCAAAUUGGAGUGAGUAAGGUUGUCAACACGUCACCCGUGCCUUGCACUGAUCGAAGGUGAUAUCCUGCUUCCUAGUGGCACCGGAAGUGGUAGGUGACAUUUAAAAUCGUGCAGUGGGUUUCGAUUACUAAGACUUGAACUCUGCCUCAGAUCGAACUCAGAGGUGCUACGACCGCUUCGGACAUUUGGUCGCUUGGGUGCACGAGUGAGUGAGCUGCGCAAAUCCUCUCGCAAUCUUGCCAUUCACGAUCGUCUCGCGCACACAGUCAUCGAGCUCAUCGACUGCGGAAGACCACCCUAUUACGACCAUAACUCUAUGAGCGCAAUGUUUCACAUCGUGACAGACGAGCACCCACCUAUCCCUGACCGGUGCUCGGCGGAACUGUGCGAUUUCCUGCAUUUCUGCUUCGCGAAGGAACCUGCAGACCGGGCGGCCGCAAAGGAGCUUCUCGAACACAUUUGGCUGCAGAAGAACUGGAGUGACAGCCAUGUCAGUGAUUCUUGGAAUUGAGCUCCUUAGUGGGUUUGACUGACACAGUGCUCUUCAACUCCUUCCAGAACACGCAAGUUUACGACUCGAUUCCGUUUCGUCGUCGAAACACUAUGAAGGAUCAUGCGCCGUCUCCCCUCGGAACAGACCUGCCAUUCGAUCUACCAGCCCCAUUACCGGAGAGAGAAAAUAAAUCAAUUCCUCUCGUUCAAUCUCCUCGUGCAACGACUUUUAUCGAUGGAGACACGCCCCUUCCUAUACUUGUAAGCGCCGAAAGGUAAUUCCGGAAGUACUGCACGGAGGGUCUAAUUGAUCACUGCGUCAACAGAAGCGAGAGACCACCACCACAAGUGUUCACAAUGAUGUGGCAAUUCGAACGCAUUUAUUCGUCAAGACCACCUUCAGCAAAGGUACGUUUAAUGAGCAGUAACUCGAGAAUAUCCCGUGUCUUUAAUCGCUGAUAAGAUCUCCUUACACUGCAGCGAUCGACUGCCGCCUCUGCGAUGAACGAACGAAGCGUCAAGCAGUACUUUGCUCGCAGUGCGGACUCGUAGCCCACAUCCGCUGCGCUGAGUUUGCUCCAGAAUGCGAUCUACGCAGCUUGCUGGAAUAUCAAGCUCCGAAGCCUCGUGGUCCAAGAACCUCAACCUACAGCGUUGUCCGCCCGGAAAGCCCUUCGAUGGCGUUUAACUUGGGCGAGAAGCUGCCUUUCAUCAGGUGCUCCAAGCGGCCGACUGCGGGAGCCAUGUCCUCAAGCUCGAGCCUACCUCUCGCUGCGACGACACCUCUCUCUCCGAUGAAGACGACUCCAGCACUGCGGUCAUUCGUGGGUUUGAUUCCCACAAACACUGGAAAUACGGUGACGAACGCGAUCAAAGACGUGAGCGUGAUGCCAACACUCGCCGAGCCAAGAGGUCCGAUCAUUAUCGACCAAGUCGAGAGAACCGACGCUUCCCGCGGUCAAUCGGGGCUACGAAGACUGGGUCAUCGGAGGGUCAAGUCGGCCCAGCCCAGCAGGAGCAAGACGUCGAGUGACUCUGACUGUAUACUUCAGUAA
Messenger RNA from Microbotryum saponariae, 3997 nucleotides. Lineage: Eukaryota; Fungi; Basidiomycota; Microbotryomycetes; Microbotryales; Microbotryaceae. The record is from the annotation of a GenBank genome assembly.